AUGUCUAACCCAACUUUCCAAGUAUGGGUGCGUCAAUUUUAUAUGUCAAAUGAGGUGCGUCAAUUGAAUUUCAAAAUUGCGCGGGAAAUGUUUAUUAUCAGUCACUGGACAUGUUACGCUGUACAAUCAAAUAAACCUCUUGCAAUAAUGAUUUAUCUUAAAAAUAUUGAUAAAUGUAAUGGUAAAACAGUAUCACAAGCUAUUCAAAAAAUACUUGAAAAUGCUUAUAUUGAUACUAAAAUAUGUUCAGUAUGGUUAAUAGACAAUACAGCUUAUAUGUCAG
Funneliformis caledonium is the source of this 283-nucleotide messenger RNA. The record is from the annotation of a GenBank genome assembly. Lineage: Eukaryota; Fungi; Glomeromycota; Glomeromycetes; Glomerales; Glomeraceae.